Molecule: messenger RNA, 3692 nt
Organism: Labeo rohita (rohu)
Lineage: Eukaryota; Metazoa; Chordata; Actinopteri; Cypriniformes; Cyprinidae
Product: desmoglein-2
Exons: 14
Coding region: 59-3589 (1176 amino acids)
Biological process (GO): homophilic cell-cell adhesion
Cellular component (GO): desmosome; plasma membrane
Molecular function (GO): calcium ion binding
Source: RefSeq, a predicted model, not a curated record
AGACAAGAGAAUAUACGAGAAACAAGGACUGACCGCUUACGUCUGACCUACAGCUCUCAUGUCUCCCAUUUGGCUUGGACGAAUAUGUCUGGUCCUGCUGCUGUGCAGGAUUGUGGCAUCGGGAGCCAACAGCAGAUCUAAUCGAAGAAAACGAGAAUGGAUUCUUCCACCAACAAGACUUUAUGAAAAUGUUGACUACACAAAAGAGGAGUUUGUGGCAAAAAUCCGGUCUGAUAAAGAUAUUAACUGGCAAAUGGUGGAAUAUGGACUAACAGGUCACGGCUCUGACAAACCACCCUAUAACUUGUUUGUUAUCAAUCCUGAAAAUGGCUAUGUUAGGGUCACCGGCCUGCUAGACAGAGAGAAAACAUCCUUAUACAAUCUGACUGGCAUAGCAAAAUUUCGUAACGGAUCAAUAGCAGAGGAAAACAUUGAGCUGAAGGUUAAAGUUGAGGAUCAGAAUGAUAACUCACCAAUAUUCAGAGUGCAAAGUGGAUCUGUGUGGGAAAGCAGCAAGAUUGGAACCCCUGUCAUGCGGAUAAUAGCUACUGACGCGGAUGAGCCGGACACUCUUAAUUCCAAAAUAGCGUACAGUAUAUUAAGACAAACCCCAGCCGAAUCCAGCCAUAUGUUCUCCAUUGAUAAAACAACUGGGAUAGUCUAUGUGAAGGAGAAAACCCUGGAUCGAGAGAGACAUGACACAUAUACUUUAAUAGUUCAAGGAGUUGAUAUGAACGGAGCUCCGUCUGGCAACACAGGAACAGGCACGGUGCAAAUUCAUGUUUUGGAUAUAAAUGACAAUGUUCCCACUCUUGAAAAAGAAGAGUAUUCAGGCAGUGUUGAUGAAGGUGUGACUGAUGUGGUUGUCAUGAGAAUUAAAGCCCUGGACAAGGAUCUGGAAUUCACUGAUAACUGGCUGGCAGUGUUUGAUAUUCACAAGGGAAAUGAAGACAAUCUCUUCACUAUUGAAACGGACCUUAAAACGAAUGAGGGAAUUCUAAAACUUGUCAAGCCUGUUGAUUUUGAAAAGAUAAAAGAAUUGGACCUCAGUUUGGUUAUUUCAAAUGUAGCUCCUUUCAUUAACGGAAGUGCUUUAGAGCUGGAUGUUAAUCUGGACAAGAAUUUAGAAGGGGCUGGAGCGGGCCUAGGAGCAGGGGCUGGGGCGGGAGCAGGUUUGGGGGCGGGGUUAGGAUUAGGCUUAGGUUUGGGAGUUGGACUGGAUGCUGGACUGGAUGCAGGAUUGGAUGCGGGAUUGGAUGCAGGGCUGGAUGCAGGACUGGAUUUGGGUGCUGGAUUGGAUGUAGGUGCUGGACUGGAUGCUGGAUUGGAUCUGGGUGGUGGAGUGGAUCUGGGAGUGGAUGCAGGUGGCGAUGUUGGGCUUAAACCUGAUGGUAAACCUGGAGUUAAGCCUGGAGCUAAACCCGGCCCCUCACCUGGUGUCAAGCCUAGAACAAAACCUGGUACUAAACCUUCUGGCAAACCCGGAUCUGAUCCUGAUAAAAAGCCAGCUGGGAAAGGUUACCCAGUCAAGAUCAGUGUAAACAACCUACCUGAUGGUCCUAGCUUCUCACCUUCUGUGAAAGACUUCCCAGUAUCAGAAGAUACAGAUGAUGAAGAUUUCCCAGUAGUGCUGGGCACGUAUGCUGCUUUGGAUGGUGACACUGGAGAACCAGCUGAAAAUGUGAGGUACGCUAAAGGUCAUGAUCCUAAUAACUGGCUAACCAUUGAUGAGGAAACUGCUGAGAUUAAACUGAUGAAGGCUCCUGAUCGAGAAUCAAAGUUUUUGGUCAAUGGAACCUACUUCGCAAAGAUUAUCUGCAUGACUCAAGAUGUGCCAGCUAAGACAGCUACUGGGACAAUAGCAUUAAAGGUGGAGGACUCAAAUGACCACUGCCCCACACUGACCAGCACCUAUCAACAAACUUGUGCUAAUAAUAAAGUGGUAAAUGUCACAGCUUUCGAUAAGGAUGCUGAUCCAAAUGGUGCACCUUACCACUUUGUUCUGAUAGAAGAGGAAAGUGUGGGAAAAUGGAAAAUGGUGCCUGUGAACGGAACAACAGUGAGCUUUUAUGCGCUGGAGGCUUUGUGGCCAGGCACGUACAAACUGACAGUGAAAGUCUCUGACGCUCAGGGUCUGGCCUGUCCGGACAACCAAAAGUUUGAUGUAGAAGUUUGCAGCUGUGAGAAAAAAGGCUCAUGUGGGCCAAGGGUGGCCGCACAACGUGGCUUACCAUUUAAAAUAGGAACACCAGCCAUUGGCAUGUUCCUCAGUGGCGUAGCUUUGCUCCUCUUGGUACCCUUCCUCCUGAUCUUCUGCCGGUGUGGGUCCAAAGGCCAAUUCACAGAUUUGCCCUUUGACGCUAAAGAAUCUCUAAUUGAAUAUCACACUGAAGGCAUAGGAGAGGACAAGGAGGUUCCUCUUCUCAGCAGUCCUGUUGCGACAACAGACCAAAAGCAAGUGCUCCAGAAUGGAACCUUUUCUAACAAUGUAUCCAAUAACGUAUCCUCAUUGCCCCUUCAAGCAAGUGUCGUAAAUGACAACAGAACAUUCAAGAGGGAAAUAAACGAUGGGUUUACAGAAACUGACAGCAAAAGGUUUUGGUACCAGCAAAACACCCUUUCAACAGCCAACCAGCACAACAGUGCUCUCUACUCUACAUCACUCGCGUUUGAAAAACAAGACAUAUAUGAGGAUAUGACAGUCGGAGAUGCCUUUCUCAAUCAAUACUACUCUCAGAAAGCACACUGUCUUGCAGCAAACUCGCCUCAGAAAGACGGUCUUCUGUUGUAUGAGUAUGAGGGUCAAGGCAGCCCUGCUGGCUCUGUUGGUCCCUGCAGCAUCCUUGAGUCUGACAAUGACCUGGAGUUCCUAAACAACCUGGGGUCAAAGUUCCUUACCCUAGCAGAGAUAUGCCAUCCUCCAGAGCCUUCUUUACCACCUCCCAAAACUGUCAAAUCAGUUGAAACCAGCUUCAAAACCGAGAGCUCUGUCAGCACCAGCGCCGUCCAGGUUACCAAAACCAUCCCACCUCCACAAGAAGUACAACAUAGCUCUCUUACCAAAGUUGAGACGAUUAAUAAAUCAGCCACACUUUCAACUGCCAAAGCAAGCCAGAUGGUUUUCGUGCAACAGCAGCCUCUAUACUACUUAGUGGAGCAGCAAAUUCCAAACACGGUUUUUGUUGAGAGUCCCACUCAGGGUUUGUAUGUAAUAAAUGGGAAUCCUGGGACGGAAGGUUUGAUCCUCCAAGGUGGAAAUCUUUCACAGGCGACUCUAAGCCGAGGACAACAAGCAAUGUAUGUGGUUAAUGGAGCCCCUGUAGCUGGUAAUCAGCCAAUACAGCUGCAAAUGGAAGGACAGGAACAGGUGCUAGGAUUUAGCCCCGUCUCGUCUCCCAUUGGAUCGCCUGGUGGCGUACUGCUAAUGCAGACGCACUUUCAGGAGAGCUCAAUGCCAGGGGCGACUGGCACACCACCAAUCUUGCUAGCUGAUGUUUCAACACUGGGCAAACAAAAGAAAAAGAAGACACCCGAGCCGUUGGGUACUAAAGGAGUGGAGCCUAAAGUAAAAACUGUGCCAUCUAAAUAGAUAUGAGAAGAUCCAAGAAAAAAAGCUACAAUAACAGGGUACAAAAUUAACCCUUAUUUUGGUGAAACAAAACGAGAUAUCAUUGUAGAUCAAUAGGGGAGGU